This is a messenger RNA of Blumeria graminis f. sp. triticale, 4119 nucleotides long. The record is from the annotation of a GenBank genome assembly. Lineage: Eukaryota; Fungi; Ascomycota; Leotiomycetes; Helotiales; Erysiphaceae.
AUGGAGCGAUGGCGCGAAUUUUACGUGCCGCCAAAGAGCAAUACCCCUUGGGCAUUAGGAAGAGAGAAUCUGAAGAAGUUUGUAUCCCCAAUGUCAAAACUCGACCGGCAUUUUAAGACAGCCGAAUAUGGUCGAUCCUGUCAUGGCAGUAGAGGCAAUUAUCCUCCUUCACCGUCGGUAGAAGAUGAAAAUGUUUCGUUGGCAAGAGAGCAUUUAUCGGUUUUGCGCUGUUCAGAUCCACCGCAUCGCGGCUCAAUCGAUCAAAAUCCUAUCAUCAUCGAGGUUAAUGUUAUCAAAAAAAAAUCAUGCAACUUCUCUGAGACUAUUAAUUCGAAGGAGAAAUCGAAGCGAAUGAAAAAUACUGACAAAAAUACGAGAAACAGCAAAUCUCAGGACAAGGAUGCUGGAAUUCCAAAAGAAAAUUCCCGCAGCACAUCAGGACAAACUUCAGCUCGGCAUAAAAAGUCAGACCACAAAAAGCUGCCAGCCUUAUCCGUAUCGGGUUCAGUAGAGGGAAAUUUCCUGUCCCAGCGAGGAGACCUUUCACCUGUGACUGAUCCCCAAGUUAAGGAGCCAAAUAUUUCAUCCCAGCGAGGACACUCCUCACCCGUGGCUCAAUCCAAACCUCAGGACUCUACCCACUCCCCUUGGCAAAGAGAACCUCCACUAGUGACUAAAACUAAAGCUGCAGACUCAACUCUCCCGUCUCAGCAAAGGGAGUUGUCACCUGUGACUAAUUCUAGGGUUCCAAACUACACUCUUCCUUCUAGGCAAAAGGACCCUUCACAUGUAGGUCAUUCUAGAACCCAGGACUCGGAAUUUUUACCCCGGCGAAGGGAACCUUCACCUGUAGCUUAUUCCAAUAUUCAGGAUUCUACUCAUUCAAACCGGCCAAGAGACUCUUCACCCGUGACUAAUUCUAGGGCCCCAGACUACACUCGUCCUUCUAGGCAAAAGGACCCUUCACCCGUAGCUCAUUCUAGAACCCGGGACUCGGCAUUUCCAUCCCAACGAAGAGAAAUCUCUCCUGUGUCUCAUUCUAGAAUACAGGAAUCAGCUAUUCCGUCUCGACGAGUAGACUCUUCGCCUGUGACCAAUCCCAGAGUUCCAGACUACAAUCUUCCAUCUAGGCAAAAGGAUCCUUCACCUGUAGGUCAUUCUAGAACCCAGGACUCGGAAUUUUUACCCCGGCGAAGGGAACCUUCACCUGUAGCUUAUUCCAAUAUUCAGGAUUCUACUCAUUCAAACCGGCCAAGAGACUCUUCACCCGUGACUAAUUCUAGGGCCCCAGACUACACUCUUCCUUCUAGGCAAAAGGACCCUUCACCCGUAGCUCAUUCUAGAACCCGGGACUCGGCAUUUCCAUCCCAACGAAGAGAAAUCUCUCCUGUGUCUCAUUCUAGAAUACAGGAAUCAGCUAUUCCGUCUCGACGAGUAGACUCUUCGCCUGUGACCAAUCCCAGAGUUCAAGACUCGAAUUUUCCUUCUCGGCUGAAGGAAUCUUUGCCAGUGGCUCAUUCUAGAAGACAGGACUCCACCCUUCCAUCUAGGCGGAAAGAAUCUUCUCCCGUAACUAACUCCCGAGUUCAAGGCUCUACAUUUUCGUCUUGGCAAAGGGAAUCUUCACCAAUGACCAGUAACAAAGAUCCGGAUUACAUUCUUCCAUCCAGACGCAGAGAACCCUCGCCUGUUAUUAAUCCCAAUACACCGGAAUCCACCAUCCCACCCCGGAAAAGAGAAGCUUCACCUGUAUCUCAUUCUAGGACACAUGACUCCAUUCCUCCGCCUCGCAGAAGAGAAGCUUCACCUGUAUCUCAUUCUAGAACACAUGACUCCAUUCCUCCGCCUCGCAGAAGAGAAUCUUCACCUGUAGCUCACCCUAGAGCGCAUGACUCACACUUUUUGUACCGACGAAAAGAUUCUUCACCCGUGAAUAAUUCUAAAGCUUCAGACUCAAUCUUUCCGUCUCGGCGACAGGAGCCUUCACCUGUAGCUUACAGCAAAUCUCAAGACACUCAUGUCCAGUCCAGGAGAAGAGAAGCAUCACCCAUAUCUCAUUCUAGAAUACAGGACUCUAAUCCUCUAUUUCGACAAGGAGACUCUCAGGCGGCAAUCAAGCCCAAAGCACAGGAAUCUACUCACUUAAAUCGGCGAAGGGAACCUUCACCCAUGGCCCAUAGACUUCAGGACCCAGCCCUUAAAGUUGUCAACUCAUGUAAAAAUGACCAGAAGCAUUGGAAUAAUCCAUCCAAUCAAUCUCGAAGCGGUAAAAAUACACCACCUGAGCUAACUCCAGAAAUUUCAGAGAAAAAUCAUUCCAGACGACGCACAGGCACACUUGUGCCAGAGAAACCAAGUCGUGGAAAUUCGCCAUCUCCUCCAGGCAACCGUUGCGCAAAAGUUCAAAUUAUUGAGACUUGCCAGACUCGUGGACGCCGUGUUCAAAAUGAACAUAUCAGACAAAGGCAGCCCUCAGAAAGUUCUAUCACUAGCAGAGCAGAAAGAUGUACAUCGACUCACUCGGUUCGAUUCGCCCAUGACGUGGAUACUGAUCAGCAACACAGAAGAAGAUAUGAUGUUAGCAGCGAUGAAGAUAAUUCCAACUUUGUAGAAAUUAUAAAGAACUCACGAUACCGUCCACAAAAUCGUAUUAGGGAAGAAAGCAGACAUAGAUCCUCCUCUAAAAGUAUCAAGACCCUUCGUGAUACAAAGUCAGUUUCCAGGCUAAACUCACCAUUAUCGUCCCCAAGUGCUCCAUCAAGUCCAGCUUUCAUGAAAGAACGAACGUGCCAACUACCUGCUUGGAAGCUUAAACAGAAAUUUCAGAACGAUCCAUCACGAUCUCCUUCUCCAUUCUCUCCAGAAAGACAGCUAUACCGAACAGAUAAACGAAGUCCAGUAACUACACUUAAGAUGCGGCGAUUGCGAUCCCCAGUCUCUGAUAGGUUUGAAAACCAAACUGAAGCUUCUAAGCGAGGAAUAGCCUCCUUUGAAAAGGUAUUAACGCAACCAUUAUCGCCAUAUCUUCCACCAUUAUCACUCCAACCUUUAGCCGCAAGUUAUCCAUUCGACGAUUAUUUUCAAUCAUCAGAUAACUUUGAUCAUAAAUACACCAUUCCCGUGCCCUUACCUCCUUGUCCAAGAAUGGAGUUUGUUGAAGGCCGAAACGAUUGGUUGACAUUGCCUCAUUGUCCCAACUUCGAUGUCUGCCCGUCAUGCUUUGAUAUGUCGAUUGCACCGACAGAGUUUAAUCAAUUCUUUGUACCAUCUCCUCGAAAUGAACCAGGUGUUAGGGUCUUAUGCGACUUUGGAAAAUCACCUUGGUUUCGAAUUGCUUGGCUCAUGAUUAUCACAGAAAACUUAGGAAGUCUCGACUUAUUUCACGAGCUGGCAAAUAUCGCAGAAACCUUACCUGAAUGCCUUGGUGAGCAUGAGACUGUGCGGCAAUGGUGCUCGAUUGUCAAUACACGAACAGGAGUCCCAAUUCGUGGCUUUAAAGUCUGUCUAACUUGUGUGAAGAAUGUUGAAAUUCUCUUGCCGAUUCUUCAUGGCAUGUUUGUCUAUCUUGACUCUUACAACGCUGAAACUGGAAUAUGUGCCCUUAGAUCGAAUAGUAGGCGUUUCGUACAGUACUUCGAUGAACUAGAGAAAAUAGCCGUGGAGGCAAACACUGAAGGGGCUCCCCCUGAUCCACAUUCGCUCGAAAGGCUGGCACUUCAUUUUGAUACCUUUGAAGAAUGUCAGCUUGACACCGAGCUUUUUGAUUGCCAUUGGCAUAUAAUACCCCAAUUACCCGAAUUUACCGUCUGUGGUGAAUGCUUCAAUGCAGUAGUUUGGCCGCUACUUGAAGAGGGUAGAGAUAUUCCCAAGAUGUUUUCUGAAGACGUCCACCUAGUUUCUAGGGCGAGCUGUCAAUUAUAUAGUCCGUACAUGAGAGAUGCAUUUCUUCUUGCGGUUACUCAUAAUGACUACUGGAUGCUUGCCUCCAUCGCUAGGCAAAGAAGAGAAGCUGAAUUGGCCUUCAAAGCUGAUAACAUGGGCGUAAGACGGAUGAAGCAUAUAGGUUGGGAGGCAGAAAAUGAAGCAGGGCCAAUGGAAGUGUGGAAAUCUUGGGAAUAA